AUGGAGAAAUCUCGUCGUUUCAGUGUCCAUUAUUCAAGCCCUGGAGUUUAUGAGAUCAAUUGUUUUCCUUGUUCUCAUGGCCUUGCUGCAUUACAAGCUGCUUCUGAAAAUGUAUAUGAUUAUAUUGAUAAGUACUUUCAUGUUGAUAUGUUCAAGAAGAGCUACAGUUUUCCUAUCCAUCCGAUAACCAAUGUUGAUAUGUCUUCUUCGGAUUCUGCUUCUGAAUGUAUAUUACCUCCCCUUGCGAAGAGGCCCCCCGGGAGGCCUAGGGUGAAGCGGUUCAAGUCAGUUGGAGAGGUUGAAAAGAAGCUGAUUCGUUGUGGUCGUUGUGGCAAAAUGGGCACUCAUAACAAGUUGAGCUGCACUGAACCUCUCGUUCAGCAGUAG
This is a messenger RNA of Rosa chinensis, 387 nucleotides long. RefSeq lists its product as uncharacterized. NCBI's taxonomy places the organism in Eukaryota, Viridiplantae, Streptophyta, Magnoliopsida, Rosales, Rosaceae. The record is from RefSeq and is a predicted model, not a curated record. Bases 1 to 387 code for a protein of 128 amino acids. The transcript is spliced from 2 exons.